GGGAAGUGGGGAACAGAGCGGAGCUGGCAGGCAGGACAAAGAGGGCACAGAAACUUCUGCAGAGCCAGGGACAUGGAUUAACCAAAGGCCUGAAUCCAAACUUAGUGUCCAGCAGCCUGAAUGGUAACCAGGAGGAGAGAAGCUCUGGCGCUAUCUUCAGCGUGGCACUGGUUGAGGUUCAUUCUCUGUCUCCGGAACCAGAUUGACCAUCAUAGCUUGCAUCAAAGCAGGCAAUGGAGGUGCCGCUUGUUAAUUUUGAAAACAUGGACGAUGUUGGUAUCAACUUAGGUGACCCAAGUGACUCGGGUUACCCGACCUCACCCAACUCAGAGGCUCCUGAUCAGAACUUGCUGGCCCACCGGCUGGCUUCUCCUCCUCAGUCGCCACGCAGAGGACGACGACAGCGUCAGUCUGGACAGGAAGGGUUGUCCCCCUCCACUCCUCCAACUCUUACCUCCAAGGCAAACUCCAGCAGUGGCAGUCUUAUCUCCAGUCUGAAGCUCCUGGCAAACAGUGAGUCUCCCACUGACAGUGUCUUCAGUAAGAUGCUAAAGGAUUAUUAUGAGAAUGAAGAUCUGUUCGAAAAGCACUGCCUGGAGGAGAAAGAUGAGAAAGUCGUCAUAAAUAUUUCUGGCUUGAUGUUUGAAACCCAACUCAGUACCCUGAGUAAGUUUCCAGAGACACUGUUGGGUGAUCCCAUGAAGCGGUUACAAUACUUUGACCCAAUGAAGAAUGAGUAUUUUUUUGAUAGAAAUCGUCCAUCAUUUGAUGGGAUUCUCUACUAUUACCAGUCAGGAGGGAGACUCCGCAGACCAGCCAAUGUUCCCUUAGACAUUUUUGCUAAUGAAAUUGUUUUCUAUGAGUUGGGCCAUGAAGCAAUGGAGCAGUUUCGUGAAGAUGAAGGGUUUAUUAAAGAACCUGAAGUCCUCUUACCCACCAAUGAACUGAAGAAGCAGUUCUGGCUCCUCUUCGAAUACCCUGAGAGCUCCAGUGCGGCCAGAUCUGUGGCUCUGGUCUCUGUCUUUGUCAUUGUCAUUUCCAUCUUUAUUUUCUGUCUGGAGACUCUUCCGGAGUUCAGGGAUGACAGCGAUUUUCCUCCAGGUUUCAUCCAAAUGAUCAAUGGAACUGCCUCUUACCCUGCCCCUAAAACUGUGUGGACAUAUCUCACGGACCCAUUUUUCAUUGUGGAGACUAUUUGCAUUAUAUGGUUCUGCUUUGAGCUUGGUGUCCGUUUUGUGGUUUGCCCCAGUAAGAGUGAUUUUUUUAAUAACAUCAUGAAUAUUAUUGACAUUGUGUCUAUAAUUCCUUAUUUUGUCACCCUGGGAACCGAGUUGGCCACAAAGCCGGACGAAGAUUUGAAUGCAGGUCAGAAUAUGUCCUUGGCAAUUCUAAGAAUCAUUCGACUUGUGAGAGUCUUCAGAAUUUUUAAGCUCUCCCGCCACUCCAAAGGUCUUCAGAUUUUGGGUCAAACCCUAAAAGCCAGCAUGAGGGAACUGGGGCUGCUAAUCUUCUUCCUCUUCAUUGGAGUCAUCCUUUUUUCCAGUGCCAUCUACUUUGCAGAAGUGGAUGAGCCCCAGACGCAGUUUGUUAGCAUCCCUGAUGGCUUCUGGUGGGCUGUGGUAUCCAUGACCACUGUUGGUUAUGGGGACAUGUGCCCAAUUACAAUGGGAGGCAAAAUGGUCGGCACCCUCUGUGCCAUUGCUGGUGUCUUGACCAUUGCCCUGCCAGUCCCUGUCAUUGUCUCCAACUUCAACUAUUUCUAUCACCGUGAGACCGAGCAGGAAGAGAAACAAGUGAUGGAUGCAGCUGCAGAAGCUGCCCAGAAAAUGUCAGCUGCUAACAAGUAUGGAAGUACCCUUUCUCUCAACAAGAGUAAUGGCACAUUUCAAAAUGAGAAAAAUGGCAUGCACUGAGAAAGAUAAGUAAUUUUUAUUAAUGUUAGAGGAAGAUAGACAUUUAAAAAAUUAAGCAUAUGUGUUAAUGAGACAAACUUGGUUUAUUCACUCAUCUUUUUGUACUUCAAAACACUUGUGCAAAUGAUUACAGUAUUAUUAGGCACCAUGUGGUGAGACAACCAGUACACAAACUGUCUGUCUGCAUGUAGAUGUGUCAAAGUGCAAUUAACAUAACUCAGCAACUACUGUUUCAGUAACUCAGAGAAUACACGGUGCAGCAAAAUAGGACUUCUACAACAGACCGACAUUCCACCUAAAAAUUGGCUUGCUUAGACAGAAAUAGUGUAUAUUUGUCCAUCAGAUGAAAACAAAUCAAGUAAUCUGAGCUCACAUAGUUCAUUGUUAGUCUACACUUUAUCAUACUCAGCAAAAUCAAGAUUGAUCUUGGCAACAUGUUCAAGGGCAGGCAAGUGUUGGACGGUGUAACAAUAGACAUUGGCAUACACAUUGUCUUCUCAGCAGGUCUAUAGGUGCAAACGUACAGCCUGCGGCACCUUUCCAUGUAACACUAUCUGUGUGAUAAAUAGCUGGCAGAGUAGCGUGUCUGCUAUUAAUCUUAUAGCUAGCCUGCAAACUUAAAUAUAAACCUGCUUAAUCUUCACCAUACAUGAAAAAGGUUUGCAUGCAGCAGUUUUAGUGAUCAAAAAGGCAGGUUGCUUUUUUUAUCCACAGGUUUUAUUAUUAGAAUUUGGCACCAAGCCCAGAUGAACAUGGUUUUGGCUGUAAAUGGAACAUGUCAACACUUGUUGUAAAGUGAACUUACCCUUUAAAACUGCAUCACUUCAUUGCACUGAAAAUGUUUUUCUAUGUGUGUCUUAAGCACUUUAGGAGCUUCACAUCAUCCAUUGUUGGCAGGGAAAAUGUGUUUAAGUAUACAGAAAUGUGAGAUAAUAUAUAUAGACUAGACUAGGUUAGGGCAAAAAAAAAGAAGUUUUUUUAAAGUAUUUUUUCAUCUGCCUUUUUAUCUCUUACUUCAAUGCAUGGCAUAGUGGCUAAGCUGAGGCUUAAUCCCCAUUAUCAUAUCUGAACAUUUGAUACAUACACACACACCCACACACACACACACACACACACCCACAUAUAUAAAAGACUGAAUUUAUUAUGGUAUUUUAAACUUAUAAUAAGAAACAAUUUAUUUGACAUGAGAUUGAGAGACAUACAAUGAUAAUGAGCUAACUGGGUUUGUGAUCACAUAUGACUUGUAAUUUCCAUAAGAAACACGUGAAUUGGAACCAUUUAUGCAUGAAACAGUUCUGUCACUGAAAACUUAAUGUAUGCAAGUGUCUUGUUCAUAUAAAUAUUACUUGUACUGAAAUGUCAGUGAAUGUAAUUGUAACUCAGUCAAUGCCUUUAUAAUCCUAAAGAAUGCAAUAUGGUGAUAAUGUGUGGGUCUAAAAGAACAUUGUGUUCUUCAUCCAUUGAAAAAGUUGUACCUGCUAGGAAAAUAUAAUCCAAUAAGGUGACAUGAGUAGGUCACUUCAGUAAUUAGCACUUUACUAUGUUACGAAGCACUGAAUAUGUUAAGACUGUUACUGUAUGUGUCAACGUUGUACAGUACACAGUGUCAUAAUUUGCUAUGUU
Xiphophorus maculatus (southern platyfish) is the source of this 3536-nucleotide messenger RNA. Its product is annotated as potassium voltage-gated channel subfamily A member 10-like. Gene Ontology annotation, cellular component: voltage-gated potassium channel complex; membrane. The record is from RefSeq and is a predicted model, not a curated record. Gene Ontology annotation, molecular function: protein binding; delayed rectifier potassium channel activity. Gene Ontology annotation, biological process: protein homooligomerization; potassium ion transmembrane transport. The transcript has 2 exons. Bases 234 to 1913 code for a protein of 559 amino acids. Lineage: Eukaryota; Metazoa; Chordata; Actinopteri; Cyprinodontiformes; Poeciliidae.